GCACGGUGCUUUGGGCGUGCGAGACGCUGGAAGGGUGUGAGGGAUGGUGCUCAUUAAAGAGUUUCGGGUGGUACUACCUUGCUCCGUAGAAGAGUAUCAAGUAGGACAAUUAUUUUCCGUGGCUGAGGCUAGUAAGAACAACACUGGUGGUGGUGAAGGAAUCGAGGUGCUGAAAAAUGAGCCCUACCAACACGAGGGGGAGCAGGGGCAGUACACUCAUAAGAUCUACCACCUUCAGAGCAAAGUUCCAGGAUUCAUCAAGAUUUUUGCCCCAGAAGGGUCCCUUGUUGUCCACGAAAGAGCCUGGAAUGCCUAUCCUUACUGUCGGACGGUUAUUACGAAUGAGUACAUGAAGGAUGAUUUCUUUGUCAAAAUUGAAACAUGGCACAAACCCGAUUUAGGUGAACACGAAAAUGUCCACGGGCUGGAUGCAGAUACUUGGAAAGAUGUGGAAGUUGUUCACAUAGACAUUGGUGAUCGGACAAACGUAUCAGAUGAUGAUUACAAACCAGAUGAAGAUCCAGCUCUUUUCAAAUCUAUGAAGACUGGCAGAGGCCCUCUCGGCCCUGACUGGAAGCGGGAACUAGCCAAUAAUGAAGAUUGUCCCCACAUGUGUGCCUACAAACUUGUGACUGUGAAGUUCCGCUGGUGGGGCCUUCAGGGAAGGGUUGAAAAGUUUAUCCAAAAGCAAGAAAGACGCCUCUUUACCAACUUCCAUAGGCAGCUCUUUUGCUGGUUGGAUAAGUGGGUGGAUUUAAGCAUGGCUGACAUCCGGCGGAUGGAGGACGAGACGCAGAAAGAGCUUGAUGAGAUCCGCCAGAAGGGCACAGUGAGAGGCAUGACUGUCGGGGAUGAAUGAGUGCCCCCUGCUGCCUAGACAAAGAAAUGACAAGAUGCAGUGCCCGUUCUGACCUGAGAUUGGACCUAUCCUUGUGGGACUCUGCCUUCUCCCUCCUCCUCCUCCUCCUCCUCGUCACCUAGGAAGGGGGAGACGGGUUCUCUCUUUCAUUCCAUCCAUUUGGUCCUAAGAUAUUCCAAGAUGUCCCCGAUUUUACCAACCUGGGGAGCCCCAUGAAACUGCUGCAUAUUACUUACUGAUCAUGGAUUAAUAGGUGUCCUUACCGCAUGAAUGGGAUGUCAAGGGGGACAAGGACCUUU
Messenger RNA from Protobothrops mucrosquamatus (brown spotted pit viper), 1158 nucleotides. Its product is annotated as phosphatidylinositol transfer protein beta isoform-like. Gene Ontology annotation, biological process: phospholipid transport. The coding region runs from base 44 to 859 and encodes 271 amino acids. Gene Ontology annotation, molecular function: phosphatidylcholine binding; phosphatidylcholine intramembrane carrier activity; phosphatidylinositol binding. The transcript has 12 exons. Lineage: Eukaryota; Metazoa; Chordata; Lepidosauria; Squamata; Viperidae. Gene Ontology annotation, cellular component: cytoplasm. The record is from RefSeq and is a predicted model, not a curated record.